AUGACAAAGGCGUACUGGACGCGCACAUCCCCUACUCUUGGCCGCAUCUUGUCUUAUCCCUAUACACCUAUCAAUCAUAGCUAUGGACCAGGCUUCGACUUUCCCUUUGUGGUGUUUCCUCCACUUCCCCAGGGGGCUGCACUUAUUCCAGCCACCUUUGAGACUGAUGUUCUUAUCAUCGGUAGUGGAUGUACUGGCGCAGUUGCCGCUUCUGUUCUGGCACGGUCCGGACUUCAAGUUCUAGUAGCCGAGAAAGGUUAUCAUUGGAAGCCAAAUCACCUUCCCAUGUCGGAGAAAAACGGAAUGGUGCAUCUGUUUGCCAACGGAGGUGUGACACUUUCAGAUACUGGUAAGAUGGGAAUUCUAGCUGGGUCAUGCUUCGGUGGAGGGGGUACUGUCAACUGGUCUGCGUCGCUCCAGCUCCAGCCAUUUGUCCGACAAGAAUUCGCCAAGAAACACAACUUGCCAUACUUCGAGAGUUCUGCAUUCCAACAAGACAUGGACGCAGUUUGCGAAACCAUGGGCGUUGGAACACAAGGUAUCAAACACAACCCUGGAAAUCAAAUGCUUCUGGACGGUGCCCAGAAGCUCGGUAUGAGGGCGAAGCCCGUGCCCCAGAACACCGCUGGGGAAGCUCACCAAUGUGGUUAUUGCACACUUGGCUGUGGUAGCUGCGGCAAGAAAGGACCGACAGAGAGUUGGCUCCCUGACGCUGCUCGACAUGGUGCCAAAUUUAUUGAAGGCUUUCAGUGCGAGAAAGUAAUAUACGCCAAAGAUAAAACACAAGACGGAAACAAGAUUGCCAUUGGCGCUCGAGGCGUUUGGACUUCUAGAGACGAAUCCGGCGGCGUGUCUGGAAAGGUGUAUAGGCGUCCGGUCACAAUCUACGCCAGGCGCGCCGUGGUCGUAGCUGCUGGCGCACUUGGAGGCACCGCGCUGCUUCUCGAGAGGAGCGGUAUUCAGAAUCCCCAUCUUGGCAAGCACUUGAAAUUGCAUCCCGUCAACACUCUAUUCGGCGUCUUUGAUAAAGACAUUAUGCCGUGGGAAGGUGGUAUUUUGACCUCGGUCGUCAACGAAUACGAGAAUAUUGAUUCAACAGGCUACGGCUGCAAAUUGGAAUGCGUCACUAUGCUUCCUAGCAUGGUCCUCCCAUUGAUGCACUGGAAAUCUGGUUUAGAAUGGAAGGUGCAUGCUGCCAAGUUCAAGCGUAUGGCAGGCUGGAUAUCGCUCGCCAGAGACAAAGGCGAAGGUGAAGUCUACGCUGAUCCAGAAGACAAAUACCGAGUCAGAGUCAAGUACGACACAUCAAAGCCGGAUCAGAGGAACAUUGCAGUCGGCCUUGUCGCACUGGCUAAGAUCGCCUUUGUCGAAGGGGCACGCGAAAUUCACGUUGGUGUCGCCGGCGUGCCUCCAUUCAUACGCCGCGAAUCUGUCAAAACGUACUCAUCGGCGAUCGAUGCCAGCCAGACUGGGGAAGAUGCUGGAGUCACGGCAAGCAUAAACGACCCCGAGUUCACGAAGUGGCUCUCCCGUCUGGAACUGUUUACUGUCAACGGGCUGCCAGGGGAUGCUGGGCAGGUGUCAGCUCACCAAAUGGGUACGGCGAGGAUGGGUUCUUCGCCCAUGAACAGUGUUGUGGAUCCGCGGGGUGCUGUGUGGAAUACACAAUCCCUCUAUGUAGCUGACACUUCUGUAUUCCCAGGAGCGAGCGGAGUGAAUCCGAUGAUCACAGGUAUGGCGAUUGCUAGAGGCAUCGCUCGAGGCAUCGUCGAAGAUCUAGGUCUUGCUUCUACGGACCAAGCACCAAGAGCGAAGCUGUAA
Molecule: messenger RNA, 1821 nt
Organism: Aureobasidium vineae
Lineage: Eukaryota; Fungi; Ascomycota; Dothideomycetes; Dothideales; Saccotheciaceae
Source: the annotation of a GenBank genome assembly